ACACUACGAGCACAUCGUACGACGUUGCCCCAACUGGCUCGCUGACGAGACGGAGUCGCGGGAGGGGGCAUGGUCGACUUUUGAUGGAAAGGAGGGGGUCGAACCACAGCUGGUUCCCACGCAACGUCGUCUAUGUUGUGCGUACGUGUGUGUGACAGCGUGUCGAUGUGUGCCGCGAGUCAGUAGAGUUCAGCGAACCGUCGCGUAGAGACAUUUCCGCCCACAGUAAAGAUGGCGGCUCCCUGGCUGGAGAAUCUAUCGGAGUCUCUUGGUUCUCCCGAGCCUGCCAUUCGUCUAAUAUUAUCCAUUUUAGUUGGAUAUCCCUUUGCGUUAAUCUACCGGAGUUUCUUGUUCCACCAGCCCGCCACCGUUAUCCACCUGUUCCACACCUUCUCCGGACUGGCCCUUGCCACGUUUAACUUUGCAGGUUCCCAAAUCUAUCAUUCUGCAGUAUGCAUCCUUGUUCAGUUCCUGAUGCUGAGGCUCAUGGGCAGGACGGUAACGGCAAUACUGAGCAGCUUCAGCUUUCAAAUGUUCUACCUGCUGGCAGGCUACUACUACACGGCAACAGAGGAAUACGACAUCAAAUGGACGAUGCCUCACUGUGUCCUCACGCUCAAACUCAUUGGUUUGGCAUUUGAUUACUAUGACGGCGGAAAAGAACCAGCGCAGAUGAGCGCACAGGACAAAAGCGCUGCUCUACCGAGCGUCCCCUCGCUACUGGAGGUGCUUGGUUUCUCCUACUUCUAUGGCGGCUUCCUGGUGGGCCCGCAGUUCACGUUGCGUAGUUACCAGAAGCUGGUGGCGAGGGAGCUUAGCGACCGCCCGGGAAACCCUCCAAACAGCAUGGUACCAGCUGCGAAGAGAUUCUCUUUGGGUUUUCUCUUUCUGGUCAUAUUUGCAAUAUUCAGUCCUCAUUAUCAAGAGAGCUACUACAUGACGGAUGAGUAUGAUGCUCAACCAUUCUGGUAUCGCUGCGUCUUCAUCAUGAUUUGGGCGAAAAUCAUAUUGUAUAAAUAUGUCUGCUGCUGGCUCAUAGCUGAGGGUGUGUGCAUCUUGACUGGGCUGGGUUACAACGGCAUAAAGGAUGGCAAACCCCAGUGGGACGCCUGCGCCAACAUGAAGGUGUGGCUCUUCGAGACCACGCCACUCUUCGGGGGAACCAUCGCAUCCUUUAACAUCAACACCAACGCAUGGGCAGCCAGGCAAGUGUUCAAGCGGCUGAAGUUCUUGGGCAACAAGAUGCUCUCCCAUUUGUCCACUCUGCUCUUCUUGAGCAUAUGGCACGGUCUUCACUCGGGUUACCUCAUGUGCUUUUCCAUGGAAUUCUUCAUCAUCACUGUAGAGCGAAAGUAUCAGGCGCUGGUGCGGGAUAGUCCAGUGUUGACCAGUUUGGUCAACGGCCCACUUUACCCGCUCCUCUACAUUCUCCAACAGUUCAUCCACUGGCUCUUCAUGGGCUACGCGCUGGUGCCCUUCUGCAUCUUCACCUACGACAAAUGGCUGAAGGUGUACUUCUCAGUGUACUUUUGCGGUCACGUCUUCUUCCUCGUAGCCUUUUUAAUCAUACCGUACCUGCGGAAGGCAAUGGUGCCGAAGAAGGAAGGCAGCUCGCACAAGCAGGAUUAAACGUUGGCUACAAAGGGGGCUGCUUGGUCAAAAUGUGCCCUGAAGGGAACUGUGACUUUCCAGAGGAGUGGAACAGAAAAUAUUUUAAGGCCUUUAGUAUAUAUAUAUAAUAUAUACACAUAUGUCCAUGUGAAAAUAAAUCUAUAUAUUUUUGUGUAAAAAGUAAGGGAGCUUUUAUAAACAUUUUUGGAUUAAUGUUUACAGGAAACGACCAAUGUGCCACAUGGGCUAAUUAAGGAGCCAGUUAAGGGCGACAUCCUGUUUAUUUUUUCGGUUCGUUAAAUCCUCUUGCACUCAACAGUCACGGGUCUGGAGCCUGUCGUUGGCCCCUAAUAAUUAUUUUUUUUGCCAUGAUUCUCCAUUUCUCCAAACAAGAACAGCUGCGGCAAACCUUCACAUGAGGUGGAAGCGAAUCGUCAAUGCACUUUUGGAAUGUAACGAUACAACUCUGCUGUCUCUCGCUUGGAAGAACAACAGUUGAACUGAUAGGUGUUAAUGUGUGAGGUCAACACAAAAGCACUGUAAUACACGCUCGGUAUCUCGCAAAAGUCAGCACAACUCUCACAUCGUAAAUAUUUCAUUCUCUCUCUUCAUAGGACUACACUUAAAGAAUAACACUAUGCUAUGAUGGAAAAUAGUCUGUUUCACGUUGAAAUUUGCUGUCCACUUGACAAAAAGAUGACAUUUUGAAGGCACGAUAAUAAUGUACUGUCUGCUCAAGGUGAGAAAAUUUUAAUAAAUUUAGUACUCUCGUUGGAUUCGAAGUCUUUUGCCAUCAGUAGGUGUUUUUCAUAUAAAUUUUGUUCUUUUGCUAACUACCACAGUACAUACUUUGUGUGUAGGCAUCAAAAAUGAGUGAAACACUUCAAUGAAAAUGUCCAAAAUUUUAAAAUAUAAGAACGUGAGAGCUGUACUCGCUUUUCUGAGAUACUACUACAUAUUAGGGCUGGGCGAUAUCUCAAUUAUUUUCAAUUUUUUAAUGAUUUCUUUUUUUGGGUUGUAUGUACAGGGUGGGGCAGAGUAACUUGCUUAUUUAAAUUCUGCGCCCCGAAGCGAUGGUUCCUCUGAGGGUGGUAGGGAUGGACUUAUUUGAGUGGGUGGGGCUUAAAGUUAGGUUCUUAACGUGCAUUAUUUAUUUUGUGUUUAUUUUUAAGGAAUCCCAGUGAGCGUCAUGGAGUGGACAAAUUGGAACGUGAUUUUGCUGUUGAUGCAUUUUUUUUUUUAAAUCGGUCACUCAAUUGUCCCAAUGCAACGUGCAUUCCGUAGACAUUUCAAUAUUGCCCCCUGUUCCACACUCAUCUGGUUCAGUGUUGGCAGGAAACACUCAUUGAUCAUGUUGACAUAACGGUCAGAUGUCACUGAUAAUUUUUGUUCGUUUUCUUCAAAAACCAUGGGCCAAUUAUGCCAACUCCAGAUAGUGCACGCCAAACACACAUCCUCUACACGUAUAGCGUGUAGAGGAUGUUGAGGAAUUUCUUUGGGGUUUUCAGGACUCCAAUAGCGCAUGUUUUGCUUAUUAACAGAUCCUUAAAAACGGAAGUGAGCCUCAUCACUUGUUGUUAGGCAAGCCCAAAAUCGCCUCACAUGCAUUUUCACGAGCAAUAAAAUCCGUGGAAUAAGUUCUUGCACCAUAACUAAAUUGUAGGGAUGAAAUUUCAAGUCUUUAUGGAGGAUUCAUCUCACAGAACGAGCAGACAACCCAAGAGGAGAUGCGUGUUUGCGGGCAGACCGUUGGAGAGAUUUCAAAAUGGAUUGUCUCACCGCGUCAAUGUUUUGGGGUGACCUUGCUGUUCAUGGAAUACCAGGUUUCUUUUUCUUUACUCAUCCGUUUCCCUGAAGUUUUUU
Messenger RNA from Corythoichthys intestinalis (scribbled pipefish), 3474 nucleotides. RefSeq names its product lysophosphatidylcholine acyltransferase 3 (gene lpcat3). The transcript is spliced from 13 exons. Gene Ontology annotation, molecular function: lysophospholipid acyltransferase activity; 1-acylglycerophosphocholine O-acyltransferase activity. Lineage: Eukaryota; Metazoa; Chordata; Actinopteri; Syngnathiformes; Syngnathidae. The coding region runs from base 232 to 1629 and encodes 465 amino acids. Gene Ontology annotation, cellular component: membrane. Gene Ontology annotation, biological process: lipid modification; phosphatidylcholine biosynthetic process. The record is from RefSeq and is a predicted model, not a curated record.